Molecule: messenger RNA, 879 nt
Organism: Recurvomyces mirabilis
Lineage: Eukaryota; Fungi; Ascomycota; Dothideomycetes; Mycosphaerellales; Teratosphaeriaceae
Gene: mug86
Product: Meiotically up-regulated protein 86 protein
Exons: 4
Coding region: 1-879 (292 amino acids)
Cellular component (GO): plasma membrane
Molecular function (GO): acetate transmembrane transporter activity
Source: RefSeq, a predicted model, not a curated record
AUGUCUACCGCUCAGGAACAAAAUGCGUCGACGAUGGAGAUGAAGGCUGAGAAUGGCACCCAUGGUGUCGACCAUGCCGCGAAGCAGCGCAAGCCAUACGACUAUGGUGGAAACCCACUUGCGCAUAUCAACACUGGCGACUCUGUCCGACUUCCUGCCUUCGGUGGUGAGUUUCAGCCUGGUCUUUACAAGUCGACUGAGGGCCGCAAGUUUGCCAACCCGGCUCCUCUCGGACUGAGCGCUUUCGCCCUUACCACCUUCCUCUUGUCUCUGAUCAACAUGGGCACCCGUGGUAUUACUGGUCCUUCUCUCGUCAUCGGUGCCGCUUUCGCCUACGGUGGUCUCGUCCAGCUGCUUGCCGGCAUGUGGGAAAUGGCUGUUGGCAACACUUUCGGUGCUACUGCGCUCUCGUCGUAUGGUGGCUUCUGGAUUGCUGUCGCUAUCAUUCUCACUCCCGGAGGCUUUGAGAUUGUCUCGAGCUUGACUGCAGCGGACGGCAGUGAAGUCGCAUUUUUGGACUCCUUUGGUCUCUUCUUGAUGGGCUGGUUCAUCUUCACCACCCUCCUGCUCAUCUGCACACUGAGAUCCACAGUGGCCUUCUUCUUGCUUUUCUUCACCCUUGACAUGGCUUUCCUCUUGCUCGGCAUUGGUUACCUGCUCAACGGUUCUGGCGCGCCCAAUGGUCCAUGCAUCACGGCCGGUGGUGUCUUCGGUAUCCUCGCCGCUUUCCUUGCUUGGUACAACGCCCUCGCCGGUAUUGCCGACCCAAGCAACUCGUUCUUCCUCAUUCCAGUCGCCCAUUUCCCGUGGUCCGACAAGGGCCGUGAGAUGCGCAGCAAGGUUGACAACAUGGAUGCUCGCAACGUGCAGAGUGUAUAA